Messenger RNA from Castor canadensis (American beaver), 312 nucleotides. The record is from RefSeq and is a predicted model, not a curated record. Lineage: Eukaryota; Metazoa; Chordata; Mammalia; Rodentia; Castoridae.
AUGAAGAUGCUUGUAAUGACUCUGCUGCUCAUCACCAUCUGUAGCCUUGAAGGGGCUUUGGUUCGGAGACAGGCAGAGGAGCAGAGUCUGCAGAGCCUGUUCACUCAGUACGUCCAGACCAUGACCGACUAUGGCAAGGACCUGGUGGAGAAAGCCAAGGGCCCAGAGCUUCACGCCCAGGCCAAAGCUUACUUUGAUGAGCAGCUGACACCCCUGGUCAAGAAGGCUGGAACUGAUCUGAUGAACUUCUUGAGUAACAUCGUGAACCUCAAAAAACAGAGCCUGCCACCCAGUGAGGUGCGGGAUCAGUGA